Messenger RNA from Ostrinia furnacalis (Asian corn borer), 1344 nucleotides. RefSeq lists its product as uncharacterized. Bases 160 to 561 code for a protein of 133 amino acids. NCBI's taxonomy places the organism in Eukaryota, Metazoa, Arthropoda, Insecta, Lepidoptera, Crambidae. Gene Ontology annotation, molecular function: sequence-specific DNA binding. The record is from RefSeq and is a predicted model, not a curated record. The transcript has 2 exons.
UUACCUGCUCAUCAAUAAUUACAGCAAGAUAGCAGGGACUGUUUGACAAGCGAAAAUAUCAGCUGCGUAUUUUGAAAAUAGUCCAAAAUAUCAGUGUUAGUGUGUCCUGUGAAAAUUGGACAGGAUUAAUGGGAGAAUAACGUGCAUUUAAUAUUAAACAUGAGGAGGAAUUGUGUUGUUCCCGGAUGCUGGAGCUCUGAUGUAUCGAAAGCAAUUCCUUCGUUUUUUACCGUCCCCAAUGAGGAUGAAGUAAGGCGUUCAACAUGGCUAAAACUAAUUACACGAGAGGAUUUGAUGAACAAGCGAUCACAAAACCACCUCAUUUGCGAAGAACACUUCGACCCCGCGGAUAUAAUAAAAGGGAAACGCAGGAAAAACCUAAAAAGCAAUGCGGUGCCGUGCAAAAAGAUACCAACUCAAGAUUUACAAAAACAAGCGACAGUCUCCGAGCCGGCGGUCGACCAGACCACACAAACGGACGCCGCGCUUGCUGCUAAAGGUCCGUUGAAAAGGAAAUCGGGAUCCAAGAAUAAAAAUUGCUCGAAAGUUAAGAGGAGGUAGACGAAUACCUAACUUAGUUAGGGCCAUAAAUACUGCGAAAUAUUAUUAAUAAAGUAUCUUCAAACACAAAGCGAACAAUGUUAGCAACUAGAUUGUUUCAUUUUACUGAAAAAUUUCAAUUUAAAAAUGUAUUUAUAAUUUAGGUAUCACCCAAACCUUGAGUUCAGAAGUGUUAUUAAAAAUACUUUUGAGGCGCCAAAAGAUAACGAGCCAAAUAUUGUAAGAAAUAUCUACAUAGGCGUGUAAAAGGAACACAAUACAACUUAAUGUGAAAAAACUUAUUAUGAAACAUUUAAAUAAGUUUAAUUCUUAAAUGAAAACAUUUAUAGUACCCUAAAAUUAAAAUAUUGUUAAACAUUAUGUAAGUAGAAAGUUUCUACCAGAAACAUAUCAUAUUUCGAAACUUUGUAUACCUACCACGUUAUUUUAUAUUAACGAACUUACUUAAAUAAUGGAAGUUACAUUCCGUAUCUUUCAUUCCUUUAAUUAUAUCGUAAUCAUUUUAUGUUGUACUGAAAACGUUUGGUGAAAACUAAACAAAGAUACAGGUGUCGAUACAGGGAAAGCAAAUGCGGCGUUGCGCAAGGCAGCACUUUAGGACCAAUGCUGAGGUUGCAGACUGGCUGAAUGACUGUAACUAACAAGUGCGUUAGCUAACUUUAGAAAGUAUUAACGCAUUAUUUGUAUCCCUUUUUAACGAAAACUUCAUUAUUGUCUUCUGAUAAAGUUACUUCACUAACAUUUCUGUAAAUAGUCUUAAGUGUCUAUGAAAAUAAUAUUUUA